This is a messenger RNA of Saprolegnia parasitica CBS 223.65, 610 nucleotides long. RefSeq lists its product as hypothetical. NCBI's taxonomy places the organism in Eukaryota, Oomycota, Saprolegniomycetes, Saprolegniales, Saprolegniaceae. Bases 27 to 512 code for a protein of 161 amino acids. Gene Ontology annotation, biological process: translation. The transcript is spliced from 3 exons. Gene Ontology annotation, cellular component: ribosome; mitochondrial large ribosomal subunit. Gene Ontology annotation, molecular function: RNA binding; structural constituent of ribosome. The record is from RefSeq and is a predicted model, not a curated record.
UGGUGGUCUGCGCUCUUCAGCAAAAGAUGGCUCUGUUCCGCGCGCUCGCCCAUGCCCGCGCCUCGCGCCCGCUGAUGCCGGUUGCCUUCCGCGCCUUCGCGUCGGACGCCGCCACGCCCGCGAGCUUCUCCAUCGUGCGCCACCCGCAGACCGACGCCACCUUGAGCGCGUCGGCGGCUGCCGGCGAUAUCUUUGCCGUCGUCAAAUUGGGCUGCACGCAAUACAAGGUGACACAGGGCGACGUGGUCAUUGCCGAAAAGAUCAUCGACGCCAAGGUCGGCACGAUCAUGGACCUCAACGAGGUGCUUUUGAUCGGCUCGCCCAACCAGACGAUCAUUGGCCGCCCGUUCAUCACGGGUGCCAAGGUCCAAGCCCGUGUCGAAGAGCAAACGCUCGACGAAAAGAUUGAUAUUUUCAAGAAGAAGCGCCGAAAGAACUACCGCCGGUGGAACGGGUACCGCCGCCAAGUCACGGUCUUGCGCGUCACUGAGGUCCUUCCCGGCGACCUCUAAGCGGCGCCGCUUUGUUAGAAAGGUAGAAACUGGAUCCGUCGCGGAACUACUCUUAAACAGUUCAAUGCAACCUGCAUUGCGCAAACCAUGACAGCAAG